CUAGAGAGACACGCGCGUGUGUGCGUUGUUGUGUUUACGUGUGUGUGUUUACGUGUGUGUGUUAGCACCUGUUUAAAAACAACAAGGUCGAGUCAAAGUUUACUGUGACGUCACGAACAGCCGUGAGACGUAAAGUUGUUACUGAGCUAACGUGAAGCUAACGCGAAGCUAACCAUAGCUAACGUGAAGCUAACGUGAAGCUAACGAGAAGCUCCACCAGCCGAACAGACAGGUCGCAGGUCGAGUUGAUGAGCGAGGGUGGAACCAGAGCACCGGACUGUUUCCGCUCUCACCCUCGGGACCAUGGCCAACCCACUGAGGGCUGAAGUGGUUCGACUCUAUAAAAACCUCCUCUACCUCGGCCGGGAGUAUCCCAAAGGAGGCGACUACUUCAGAGACCGGCUGAGAUCUGCGUUCACCAAGAACAAGGGGGUCCAGGACCCGGCGCAGAUCCAGGAGAUGAUCGCCCGAGGGGAGUACGUGGCCCGAGAGCUGGAGGCGCUGUACUACCUGAGGAAAUACAGAGCCAUGAAGAAACGCUACUACGAGGAGUAGACCGGCUCAAGAUCAGGUCUCAAAGAGAAAACAUCUGAAAUCUGUUUCAGGAAUAAAACAGCAGCUUCGAGGUUUUAUCGUUUUAUUCCUGUAAAAUCAGCAAUGACAUAAAACAUUUAAAUAAAAGUGUAAAAAAGACAA
Molecule: messenger RNA, 696 nt
Organism: Platichthys flesus (European flounder)
Lineage: Eukaryota; Metazoa; Chordata; Actinopteri; Pleuronectiformes; Pleuronectidae
Gene: lyrm5b
Product: LYR motif containing 5b
Exons: 3
Coding region: 304-555 (83 amino acids)
Biological process (GO): respiratory electron transport chain
Cellular component (GO): mitochondrion
Source: RefSeq, a predicted model, not a curated record